Trichoderma harzianum CBS 226.95 is the source of this 885-nucleotide messenger RNA. RefSeq lists its product as hypothetical. The record is from RefSeq and is a predicted model, not a curated record. NCBI's taxonomy places the organism in Eukaryota, Fungi, Ascomycota, Sordariomycetes, Hypocreales, Hypocreaceae. The transcript has 2 exons. Bases 228 to 839 code for a protein of 203 amino acids.
ACACAAAUUUCGUCCUGAUAACAAUGGUUGAUGCUUUGUCCGUGAAGCGAGUGUUGUGACUGUAUGAUGCAUGUCAACCGUCGUUAUGGCUAUGGGUAUCACAGGCCGAGUGCUCAGUUUAGCAUCGAUAUCGGAGUCUGCAGUGGUUAGUUAGCCGACUAAGCUUAGCAGACAGAAACCAAGACAUCAAAGAGGCAACCCGCGAAUUAACCGCAAAGCCACGCCGGAUGAUGAAGCCCGUUCAACGGAGGCCGCCCAAAAGCAAGCGAAACGAAAGUCUGUGGCUAGGCCUCGCCGGAGCACGUGAGCCACCACAAAGGCCGGAGACAUUCGACACAAAGAAGAUACACAAAGCACAGAAGGCAAUAGAAACGAUAACGACGCGCAAAAAAAGUCAUGUCAGGGUCCAGGUGCACAGCUGCGCCACACGAGUCGAGCUGGAAGCGCUGAAGGGAAACAUGAUUCGACGGGAUGCAGGGAUGACGAUUCCUGGAAGGCUCCUUGUGUUCGGGCUGGGCACUGGCAAUCGGGUUAGGUGUAAUACGGAUUUGACGGUAUGGGUGCUAGUAGACACUACCGGAGCCAAGGAGCAGCAGCAACUUGGAUCGAUGGCCUGCCCCGUGGUUGCAUCUGCCGGUACCCAACUUGGCCCUAUCAAGCAUUGCAGGACAUGUACGAGUAAUCGUUGCUGCUGUAGAUACGAGUACACAUUCGUCGAUAGGUUGCGACCUGGCAUCAACCCAAAAGGCGGACAGGGCGAUUGCCCCGGUCAUCAGCAUCCAGACCCCUGGUUAGGACUGGAUGAGAUGAUGGCAGAAUUACUACGAAGACUGGGAUGAUGUGAUGUGAUGUGUUAGGCUCUCACUCUCACUCUCACUCAUCUGU